AACAGCGCCGAGUGAAAACAGUGAGAAACGAAGUGACAGCUCCCGCCGGGAUCGUCGACAGAUUUACGUGGCAGAGCGUGCUCGGGACUGUCCGCGAAUUCUACCUGAUGGGUGACGCGUCGAUGACAGGUAACACGGACACAAUCGGGAUUUUUAAGCGUUCGCGGGCACCGAUUCGACGCGAACUUUGGCAAGGAACAGCUGACAGUCGACGGCGUCGGUGGCGCUAAUUUCACGAUCAUCGUGGACGGUGUACGCGUUCCACCGAUGACAGGUGGAAUUUCGCGGGAAACGGAGUCAUCUACUAUGUGAUGGUAGUGACGAUACGCGGUUGACAGGUUCGUACCGUCUAAUAACCAUCGAGGAGUGCUCGGUCUACGAACGCGUAGGGUAAAUCCAAGUGACUAGAAAGAAAGCCGGUAAUCGUGUGCAAGUAUAGAUGCCCUUAUCGUGUCCGGGGAACAUAGCUGUGCGCGUCUGUCAGUGCAGUGUUUCUACAGGAAUGUACUGUGAUACCGAAGGAUAAGUACAAUCAUUCGAGUAUACUGGUCUCUACCUUCGCCGGGAUAAAACAGGGAUAUUGACGAGUGUGUAUUGUUCCUAGCUGGUGCUCGAUAACAAAAAGCCGAAAAAGACGUUUCGCGGUUGCAGUAGAGGGAGAAUAACGAAGACUCGUCCGCCAAAGGGUGACACAGCAGGUGAUCACGUUGGAUCUCGCGGCGUUGGCUGCUUACGGGGGCGUUUCGGGUCCCAGGGUCGCGGUGGCGGGCACCGGGGUCCUCGCGCUACCCGGCCUGAUACCCGACAAGGGUUUAUCAUCGCCCGGAGAUCAGUCGAAAACGAAGUCCGCAGGGCUGGCGGGCCUCGACAGCGAGGCGGUGCGCCGGUGGGUCGCCGAGGCCGCCCGGACCGUCCGGCAAAUACCGCCUCCGGUGAUCGUACCGUCUUCCAGUUCGCAACAGCAACAACAACAAUCGGUGCAACAACAGCAGCAACAGCAACAACACGGUAGACAGCAGCAGCAGCAGCAGCAGCAGCAUUCGAGCCAUCAUCGGCAGCGACAAGAGCCGAGCCCACCCUUGGUGGGCGCUUCACCUUUCGUUCUGCCGUCGUCGAUGACGCAGACACCGAGCAUGCAUCUGCUGGAGAACAACAAUCUGGUGGAGGUUGCGAUGGUCCAGCAGCAACAGUCUCAGCAGCAGAUGCAGAUGCAACAGCAGAAGCAAAAACAGACGAGCAGCCCCACCAACAACAACACCAUCGAGGCUUGGAGGUCUAUCCAGGGCGGGCACCAAUGGUGGAGCCCGCCGAGUAGCGUUCACCAGGAACAGCCUCAACCUCAGCAAGCGUCGCCGAUCGCGCAGCAGGUUCCGCUGCCGCAGAAUCUGAUCGCCGGCUCGGUGUGUGCACAGAGACAGACGCCGAUUCAAUCGGAGAUCGACCAGCCGUUGGACUUCUCGGUCGGUUCACUUCAGCAGCAGAGGCUGCAUUCGCGCGUGAGGACUAUUCACGAGAGACUGCAGGGUAGGAUGCAUGACAACAACAACGGGACGGCCAACAGCGGGCAAAAGAUACCACGGGGAACUGGAAGCAGGAGAAGUUACAGCCCCAGUGAGGCUAGCAGCAGCAGCAGCGAGGACGAAGGUGUUUCCACCGGUGGCAGUCCUUCCGGACCACUCCGCGGCACCGAAAACGAAUCCUGCGAGCAGCCGGUUGCGGUCAGGCCUUACGGUAAAGUUUGGAUGGGAGAUAACGAGGUCGCGUGGCGGACUGAACAGUCUUUUAAGAGGACCUCGCCCCUGAAUCCAUGCACCACGACAACUACCACGACGACGACAGGUGGCGGGGCGUCGGCACACCCUCACCUGUCACCACCCAUUGCCGCCCCCGUGACCAUUCCCGAUCACAGAAGUCCCAGCAGUCUUCACGUGAAACUGGGCAUUUCUCCCGCAAGCGACGCGCUCGGCCGAAUCGAUAAGGAGCCAGCCUCGCCGGAAUCCAUACAAGAUGCGGACCUUCACGGCGAGGUCGACGGGCCCGAGCUCAGCGGUGACGAUAGGAGCAUCACCAGCGAUAUUCAGGAUGUCACGGAAGCGAACCUCGAUCAUGACUCCAUGGACUCGGACAGGGAAGCCCUCAAUCUGGUCACAGACGUGUCGCAUCGCAAUAGUAGCAGCGGAACCAGCGGCAGCGCCUCGUCUCCGAGUUCCGGGAUCAGCAGCCAGAUAACCGGUAGUCAUCAGCAACAGCAACACGCGACCGGACAGCAAACCAGCGGUAACUCGCAAGCAGCGCUGGCUGCUCAAUUGGUCAGUCAGCAGUUGCUGAUGCACGGUUCCUUAGGCGCACUCGGACCUCAGGAGAUUCAAGCGUUGGCGUCGACGUUCCAGCAGCAGCAACAGUCGUUGCAACAGCAACUGCAGCAGCUAGCGAUGUUCCAGCAAGCGAAUUCAGCCGCGGCUGGCCAACUACCAGCCCAGGCGCAAUUUUUCCUCCAAAAUCAGGUGCAGCAAGCAGUUGCCCAGGCAGCCCAGCAGUUGCAAGCUCUCCAGAAGCAGCAGGCUCUUCAGGGUAGCGGUGGGUUGGUCGGUCGAGGCUUGGCGCAGCAAAGGUCGCCGCCACCUCCUGGCACUCCUCCGGCUGUGAAGCAGCCGCCUCCGAGACUGGAGCCCUCGCCGGAGGAGACGACGGACCUCGAGGAAUUGGAACAGUUCGCUAAGACGUUCAAACAGAGGCGGAUCAAGCUCGGUUUCACCCAGGGCGACGUCGGCCUCGCCAUGGGCAAGCUUUACGGCAACGACUUCUCUCAAACGACCAUCUCCAGGUUCGAGGCGCUGAACCUUUCGUUCAAAAACAUGUGCAAGCUGAAGCCGCUCCUCCAAAAAUGGCUAGAAGACGCGGACAACACCUUAAACAACCCGAACGCCCUCGCGAACCCGCUGACUACACCGGAAGCCAUCGGCAGGCGGCGGAAGAAAAGGACGUCGAUAGAAACUAGCGUGAGGGUAGCUCUGGAGAAAGCCUUCAUGCAGAAUCCGAAGCCCACCUCCGAGGAAAUCACCGUACUGGCGGAUAGUUUGACGAUGGAGAAGGAAGUCGUUCGGGUGUGGUUUUGCAAUAGGCGGCAGAAAGAGAAAAGGAUCAACCCGCCGACGGCAGCGAUGGGCAGCCCGACGAUGGCGUCGCCGGCACCUUCGGUGUUCGCCUCUCUCGCGAGUUCUAUCUCUGGUAGUCCCUUGGCUCUUACGACGCACUCUUCGAGUAUAGGUCACUCGCAUCCUCACCCCACACCCCUCGGCUCGCCGCUACCGUUAGCCCUAGUGGCUUCCGCAGGCGGCAACUACCAUCCGUUGAGCGGGAAGUCGCACGAGUGACACCAGCAGCCCACCCACCAUCAGGGGGACGCUAUUUUUCAUCAGCACCAUCAACAGCCACCGCAUCAACAGCCACAACAACGACGUUUGUGCAAUCUACCCGAGUUUUAUCAUUAAUCCGCGACGCGGUCCGUCGAUGACGAUGACCCGGACGACGUGCCCACCGACGGUGUUUCGCUGCCAAAGGGAAUUUGGCAGAUUCGAGCAGUACACGGUCACGGGAGCGAAACAGGAGAAGCUGGAGCGAUCCAGUUGAUGACACGAAACAUAUCUUGGUACGGAGAUGCGAUCUUAUGUCCAGUCUUUGAAACGAGGAGGAUUCACUGAGACAGCGAGCUUCGCUGGUCUCGCUUGUGUCAUUGGAGGAGCAAGGUGUAAACUAUUUCACGAAGAGUAUACGAAUCGCGAAGAAGAGACGAACGGAACAUUCACAGGAGAUUCUUGUACGUAUUAUCAUCUGAAGGUGCAGCUAGGAAAUUUGACAAUGUCCAAAGACAGCGAAUCAAGAUCGUCAAACGUUUCGUAUUCGUCUCAGUAUUAUAUAUCCAUCUUCGAUUUGAAACGUCGCGUCGCGUUAGUUCGAAUAAUUAAAGAACGAAGAUCUCGAAGUAUCAAAACAAUUAUCAGCGAUUGGUUUUCGAGUCCUUUUUGCAUUUAUCUUUGAACUUGUUUAAAAAUUGAUCCAUGAAGGAGAAACGACUUUGAGAUCUUCAUUCGUAACAGAUGGUACAGGAUCGUUGCCGCUGCUCAUUAAUUACAAAAUCCAAUUAACCGCGAGCCGCCGUAAAACGGGCCCUCAAUCAGUUUCUACAGCUUGCUAUUUAAAUUAUCACGCAGUCUUUAUCGCGAGAGGAAUCAUGCGAAGAUACAUGUAAUUACGAACUGGUUCGUUAACUUUUCUUUUUCGACACAUAUAAAAUUUUAUCUUCACUGUUUAGCAAUUUUAAAUGCUCCUUUGAACUGUUUGAAAUUGAAACGCGAUUAGUGAACGCGGCGAUGCGAUCCAAACCACGACGAUUGACACGUCGAAGGAACGAUUAAUCUUCCCGCCGUAGCACGCGUGAUCAAUCGCGACGGUUUCGUCGAAAGAAGGCGAACGUUCUUCAGAGGUACUCGCCUCUCCGUGGUAAGCAGGGUUUUCGCGCCGCUCGCAAGGGAAACUUCUAAAAUCGAAAACUCAUCUCCAAAUAACUGCAACUAAUGUGAAGAAGCCCGAAGGCUCACUGCCACCUGAAGGAUAUUCCUACGAAAAUAGAUUGCCCAAUGCUGUGUCACAGUUUAUUGCACAUUGCUGUUAAAAAAUUAGAUGCGUUUCCGAUUUGAAAGCUGGAAGCUCCCUUGUCGGUGGCGAUCAUGCGGCGAGGUCCGACAAUACAUAAGGUUGUACAUAAUUUGCGUGUCUGUCGUCAUACAUAUCCACGUCUCGAGUCUGUACAGCGUAAUAACGAAUUUAAAAUCGACGAGAACACGGGGGUGGCUCGUUCGUCCCGGUCGUCGAGCUCCUCGUCCGUUUUUCGAUGGAUCGUAGUUAUUCAAGCCAAAGUACCGUCAAGCACGCGUGAUAUUUAAAAAUUAAUGAAAGAUAGGAUUCCCAGGAAGAUGAACAGGAGUUCGCGCUUGUGUUCUCGAUUUCUCAGACAGACACGGGGAUCAUGUUGUAGAUAACGUCUCUGCGUGUAUAUAUAAGCACACGAAUUAUUCAAUGUAGUUCGUAUACGUUUGCACGGUUCGAUCGAACGCGUUUAUAGUUCGAGGGGCUAGUGGCACUGUAUUUUGAAGUUCAUCGGGCUCUCCUAUGAUAAACCGCAAUUGAAUAGACACUUCGAGGUGAACUUCCGGUGACUAUUUAAGAGCUGCGAUGUUCCACGACGACGAGAGGGUAAAUAAUGAUUAACGUUCGGUAAGAGGAAUGUGUUGCGUACGUAGAAGUUUCUAAUUGAUAAGAAUCGUCGAUAUACUUGUAAGUUACGUUGCGCUCGUCCGCAUGCAGAGACAUCGCAAAAAAGGUAACUGGUCAGCAUCGGAGAAUAUACAUAUGUGCAUGUAUAAAUAUACAUAAAUGUAUAAAGUAAACGCAUUGUAAAUAAUAGAGAGAGAGAGAGAGAGAGAGAGAGAAUCGGGUGAAUCCGCGGCAGAUCUGUUCCCAUGGUGACUAUCGUUUCUUAUUACUAAAUAAGUGAUCCUUAAUCGUAGAUCGUCCACGUUGACGCGACGAUGAUAGUAAGCUCGAGGGAUUAACGUAGUUCGUUUUCCUUUCAUUCACCGUUCGUCUUGAUUAAUUUCAAUUUAUAUUUAUUGAUGAUAACACGAGUAUGUACUAUGAUAAGGAAUUCUAGACUUAUUAUCGGUUUUAAAGAUAAACCGGCGAUAACAACGCGGCCGACCAAACUUAUUUAUCGAUCCCUCGACUCUUGCGAUCAACGACGUCAACCCGGAACGAGCCCGUUUGUACAUUUGUUGCAAGAUCUUUCGUUUUAUGAAUAUUUCAUGUACAAUGGCAUCGAGCAUGCGUUAACCGGAAGGGUAUGUGCGUAACACUAGCGCGGUGUACGUAUAUUAUAUGUAAUUUUCUACGAGAACAUGCAGUCUAUGCGACGCGGUACGUUGAAACGCGUUUUGGUCGUUCCGGCGUAUCGCGUAGGUACGUGCGAUUAUAUAUAAUAUAAUGAUACAACACCUGUACCUAUCUGUGUAUGUAUGUAAUAUGUAUGUAUGUAUACGCGUACGAGACGAGAUCUCAUAUCGAUCACGCGCGUCCUUUCGUUCUUAAUCCUUUCGCUACUAAGCGUGACUAUAAGUGGUACAAAGCGUUUACUGCACACUACGGGUGAUUAUAGUUACCCGGCACAAAAUUUCGUAUUUACUGGGCUUGCAGUUUCGGUCUUACUUCAUUCAUUAUCAUAUACAAAUACACUGCUGUGAAUAAAAAUUAUUUUGCUUCUAAAAGCAGUGUUACAAUGGCUUGAGACGAAAGACUUGACCUCGAACGCUGACGACCGUGCGUCCACGCAAUGUGUACUCCGCCGCGCGGACCGCUGUAGCGAAAGGAUUAAAUCGCUCACGCACCCAGACACACGUAAAAUCUGCUCUCAUCUUUUUCACAUGACCGAGCCUCGUAAUUGUACAACUUUGAAUCGCCCCGCAUUCUACCAGCCGAUCUUUAACUUCGUUCACUUUUUUCCUUUAAUUUCGAGCCCGUUAUCUUACCGAGUCGUGGACCAAAUGUAACGAGACAAGCGCGAAUGAGAGAGCGAAUCCCGCAAAGAGAGAUAUAAAGAAAUAAGAGUUCCUAGAGCACCCGUUCCGAGUGCGUUUCAUAGACGUUUUAUAAAAUAUUAUACGCGACGAGCGGGUGUGCAAACGCCAGAGAACGCGAUCGACACACGCGGCAAUGGGAAGAGAACGUGCGAGAAUGAGAGAGGAACAUAUUUUCCUUCUUACCCCGUUUACCCUUCUUCCACUUAUUCUCCGAGAUGUACAGUGUCUUUUACUUUUGUAGAUAGUCGAGAAAACGAUUAGGGACCCCCGCACCCUUUGAUCGACGUGUCAUUGACUUUUAUUCAGUUUCGCGGGCCUCGAUGUGCCGACGUGUCCCGCGAGCGAUAGACACAUUACAGU
Messenger RNA from Ceratina calcarata, 6992 nucleotides. RefSeq names its product POU domain, class 2, transcription factor 2. The record is from RefSeq and is a predicted model, not a curated record. Lineage: Eukaryota; Metazoa; Arthropoda; Insecta; Hymenoptera; Apidae. Gene Ontology annotation, molecular function: RNA polymerase II cis-regulatory region sequence-specific DNA binding; DNA-binding transcription factor activity, RNA polymerase II-specific. The transcript is spliced from 9 exons. Gene Ontology annotation, biological process: regulation of transcription by RNA polymerase II. The coding region runs from base 1116 to 3374 and encodes 752 amino acids.